Molecule: messenger RNA, 1998 nt
Organism: Suillus paluster
Lineage: Eukaryota; Fungi; Basidiomycota; Agaricomycetes; Boletales; Suillaceae
Exons: 3
Coding region: 96-1820 (574 amino acids)
Source: RefSeq, a predicted model, not a curated record
GCAAACCGCAUACUUUAUAAAUACGCAUGACAUGAUUCUUUGUAUACAUCUUGCACGUUCUAUCUCCCCAACCAGUCGAGGUACUGUUCGCAACCAUGAUUCUGACCGAAAAGUCUGCAGAGAUCGAUGCACCUCCGCCUGCCUAUGACACGUUAUCCAUCCACCGGGGCGCUCCAUCUAUACCCGUCGUUACCAUCGCUGUCGCUCACGAAGAUGAAGCAGGUCCCAGUACCAGUAAUAUCACGGACAUGCGUGAAGUUGAGCGGCCUCGAAGUCGGAUAUGGGCACGUACGUUAUCCAGGAGCAAGAGUAACAUCGACUUUGCUACAGAACGGUAUAACGAUGCAGUGGCUUUCUCAAUACCACCCGGGGAUGUGGCCAAAUUGCUCCCUGAGCGCCCGCCGCUUGGUUACCGCCAAACCAUCCCCGCAUCUGCAUCUUCCCUCACCCAGAAGCGCAAGCAAGCCAAGACACGCAAAGCGAAAUCUGGCUCAAGCUCAUGGCUUUCUCUUCUCCCAUUUUCAUCCUCCCGAGCUACGAAACAAGUCCGUCAGUCCAUACUCACGCUUGUUCACGACCUCGUGGUUCUUCCGCCAGCCAGCUCCAUUAGCCCGAGUUCUACAUCUCCGCAAUCGGUUCCAGCGGAUCCACAUGAAGUUCUAGGUUCAUGUGCACGAUCCUGCUCUGCGAAGAACUUGUCACUGUCUACGCUUCUUCAAGAGCCGGUUGUAGCAGGACACACCCCCAUCUACUGGGCUAUCGUUAACUAUCGUCCCGCACUCCUUGAUGCUUUGCUCAGGCACGCAUCCCCUUUAACACCUGUAACACUUAGUGAAAUGAGGAAGGCAUGUUUGGUGGCGAGUAAUCAAGCGUUAUUCCAGAACCUCAGACUUAGUGUGGGGUUGUGCGCGAGUGGGUUAAGGAGUGCUGCUGAUGGACUGCUUCUUGGUCAGCGCCCACCAGAUGAUGUGCGUAUCGAAGAGGGUCUGGAUGGGGCUUUUGCUGCAACCCUCGAUAUCGCGAUGUGGCAGAAGCGUAUACGUGCGGUAGGAAGCGUGAGCGUGGAGUUUAUGGCGUCUGGCCGUAUAUUCGUCCUGACCUUCUUCACCACCGAUCGUCCGCAACCAACCUCUAAUUGCAUCAAAUCCAAAAGAGCGGUAGGCCCAUGGCACGUCUCGCUUUCACUUCUCGAACACAGCAUGCCGACCUACGUGGAUGCAGUAGUCGUUAUCGAUCGACCUCCACCCCUCCCUUCCCCAGGGUCAUCUCUACGUGCACGUUCAUCAGGAAAGAAAGGGCUGGCCCCGCCAAAAGGAUACAUGGACAGUACAAGUUUCUCGGGCGAAGAGAAAUCCUACGGUUUUGAAAAUGGAGCGGGGUGUACAGGUGAUAAAACGGGCAUAUGGGAUUUCAACUAUGACAACCAAGCGCACACGCGCUCGCCUUCGUCUCCCUCCUCACCUAAAUCUCCCAGCCCUGCGACGUCACCCGGUGUACAUAUGCAGACUCAUGCGCAGACGCUGCCUCCACCUCCUGUGCACCCCCACCGCGCGCUAGUCCAGAGUUGCUCAUCUCCUUCGCUCAAGCUGCUGUCGUCCUCUUCAUCGAAUAUGUUAACCCACACUUUGGAUAAGGCCACAGCUCACGCGCCCAAGAAGCAGUUCGUGAAAUUGAAGAAUGCCUCGUUGGGAACAGGGGGGCGUGCGCCGGUAGUGCUCCGCUUUUGUGCGGGCGAGGCUAUGGUUGCAUGCAGGAAUAACGGUUACGGAGGUGAGAUUUUUUCUCAACCCAUCGAUCUUUUCCCCUUCAACGGAAUGUAGAAGUGAUUUUGGUCGUCGAGACAUCCUACAACAAACUGACGUUUCUCUCCAGAUUCAUAUGCCCUGCCUCGCCCCACCACCAGACCUGAUACCUGGUCUGAACACGGCACGUCAUACAUCUCAGCGAUUGUAGUGCCGCUCGGAGAACAAGAUGGGGGCGGGCUAAUGUUGGAGUGAG